Molecule: messenger RNA, 1014 nt
Organism: Symbiodinium natans
Lineage: Eukaryota; Dinophyceae; Suessiales; Symbiodiniaceae
Source: the annotation of a GenBank genome assembly
AUGAAGGCAUUCUGUCAGCUUCGCCCAGCCGUCCCUCUUUCCAUCUCUGGAGUCAUCGUCGCUCUUCUCUGCAACUCUGCCAGCCUGGGCCUGGCGACGCGGGCUCCAGACAGCGCCAACGAAACGACAGCGCUGCUUCAACUCCAUGCAGGGCGAUCACGGGCGGAGGGUGCCAAAGCACCAGAAGCUCUGCUGAAGGGAGCAAUCCACCGCGCCAUCGAGGCGUUCGCAGGCCGCUUAGAUGACAGCGAGUGCAGAAGGAACCAGGAUGUUUUCGAUGGGUUUACGAACUUCAUGAUCAUCCCGAAGCUUGGCAAGAAGCUUCGCCCCUCGCUGAACAGAUUUGAGCGCCGAUGCGGAGAAGAGCUUCAGAGGCAUGCAGAACGUUCGUUGGCGGCUGCGUCUUCUUUUCAUGAGUUGGCCAAAGCCAGUCAGGAGAUCUUCUACCUCCAUUCGUUUCUAGGCUACCGCAGAGAUCCACUGCAAGCCAAGCUUAUGGACGCCUGCCGCAGAAUUGCUUCUUCGCUUGAUGUGGAUGGCGACGAGGACGUUGAACGGGUCCUGUCCAAGGUGUACGGCACCAGCUUAUUCCUCGACUACGGCCACGGCUUGCAUUUUAGCUGGUCUCAUGAAAAUGCCAGCAAAGCCAUCAUGGAGUUCGAAGACCUUGUGAUACACCUCUUUGACAAGUCUGUUACCGGUCUCAAUAUCACUGAGUGUCUGGGAAGUCGCGGCUGGAAGCUGCCAAAUGUUUAUGAGGACUUCAUGUCGGUGCUCAGGACAAAAAUCCGACCCUACCCUGACCCGCAGGAAAUGGACACCAAAGUGCUGUAUCGCACCAUGUACUUUGUGACUCACCUGGUCUACUUCUUUUCAGGCUUCGGCCUCGAGACUCUCGAAGGGACGGCCAGGUUGGAGCUUGAACCCGAGCGGCGCUUCUUGAAGGCACAGGGAAAGGGCACAGGGAAAGGGUGUUUUUUGGUGCGGUGUUCCGGGCAAAAGGGGGGGCUCUGA